Molecule: messenger RNA, 2004 nt
Organism: Beta vulgaris subsp. vulgaris (sugar beet)
Lineage: Eukaryota; Viridiplantae; Streptophyta; Magnoliopsida; Caryophyllales; Amaranthaceae
Exons: 10
Coding region: 446-1795 (449 amino acids)
Biological process (GO): defense response to fungus
Cellular component (GO): nucleus
Source: RefSeq, a predicted model, not a curated record
AAGUUUGUGAAAGCCUUUUAACACACUUCUAAUUUAGCAAAUGUGGUUUCUCUUCAAGAGGGAAAAAAGAAACUCAAGCAAACAAAGUGAUAUACUUCAACGCAGCGGAACUGAGAAAUUUUAUGAACUAAAAAGAAAAACAAAAAAAAGAGUUAACUAAAAAUGUUUCAAGUCCGCGUUCUUUCUCAACCCUUCAACACCACCGCCCUCUUUCUCUUUCUCUCUCCUCAUUCAACCCUAAUUCGUAUCAAUUUCUCCCUCCAAAUCUCUGUUUCCCCUCUUUUUUCACCCUAAUUUUCCGAUGUUCAUCAUUCAAAUCCCUAAUUUUCUUUCAUUUUUCACUCUUUAAUCAGUUUCCGAUCUUUUCACUGUUUUCUGACCUAAUUUCAAUUUGUUCUUGCGGAAGUUCGAGUGAGAAGAUUCGGGUCGAUUUGAAGAAAUAGUAAUGGAGUACGAUCUUUCCGAUAGUAGUGGGACGGAUGAUGAUCUUCCACCGCCUCAUCAAAAUAGAUUUGCAAGAAAUGCGCGUGUAGCUGGGAAUGGAAGAUCUGCAGGUCCGGCCUCUGCUCCAUUUCCAAGGAUGCCGAGUAAUGACAUGGAAACACAGAUCCAUAUUAUUGAACAAGAAGCAUAUUGUUCUGUUUUGCGGGCCUUCAAGGCUCAAUCGGAUGCCAUUUCUUGGGAGAAGGAAAGUUUGAUAACGGAACUGAGAAAGGAGUUAAGGGUAUCUGAUGAGGAACAUAGGGAGCUUCUAUCAAGGGUCAACAGUGAUGAUAUGAUUCAGAGAAUAAGGGACUGGAGAAAGGCAAAUGGGCAGCCUGUUCAUGAAUCUGUACCCAGUCCAACUGUCUCAGCAUCACGUAAGAAACAGAAAACAGGGCAGUCAGUGUCGGCAUUAUCUGUUGGUGCACCUUCUCCUGCCCUACAUCCAUCCAUGCAACCAUCUUCUUCAAACUUGAAACGAGGCCCACCACCCGGAGCUCGAGGGAAGAAGACGAAACCAUCUUUGCCAUACCCUUCCCCUGCUCUUCCAGGGAGGCCUCAGGUUGCCAAUCGUAGUACACCAGGUAACUUUGCGGCUACAGAGCCUUCUGAAAGUGAUAAUAUGGAGAAGAUUGGAAAAAGAGUAUGGACAAGGUGGCCGGAAGAUAAGAAUUUCUAUGAGGCCGUAAUAACAGACUUUAAAGAGGGCCGGCAUGCUUUGGUUUAUGAUAUGAAUACGCCAGAUGAAGCAUGGGAGUGGGUCAAUCUUAAAGAGAUAUCCUCUGAAGACAUCAGGUGGGAGGGUGAGGAAUCUGGAAUUUCCCACAGAGGUGGUCGAGCUGGUCAAGGUCGUGGUUUUAAGAAGUCUUCAGCCCGUGGUGGGGCUGUUAGUGGUGCAGGAAGAGGUCGUGGGACCUUAAAGAGCCAGCCUAAGAAGACUUUACCUUUGCCCCAGAAUGGCAUUGGAAGAAAAGGAUUGACAGAUAUCCAGUUACUUCAUACCGAUACUCUAAUUAAAGAGGUUGAGAAAGUUUUUAGUGCUAAUCAUCCUGACCCAGCAGAGGUUGAGAAAGCGAAGAAAGUCUUGAAAGAGCAUGAACAAGCAUUGAUGGAAGCCAUUGGUAGGCUUCAGGAUGCAUCUGAUGGUGAAAGUGAUGGGGGAGAGCAUCCCUUCUCACAAGGACAGUCCAUGGACCGAGAGCAAGGAUGGAGGAAACGGCAGUAUGAUGAGAUGGGUGGCGAAGGUAGGGGAAUGGAAGGUGUAGAUGGUGAUAAAGGUCGAAUGACAUCGGAAAAGAAGCAAGAGGCUUAGCCUGUGUAAUAUCCAAAAUAUUGGCAAUUGCCAGAUUGUACCAUUGUCCAGUUAGAAUUAUAGGUGAUCUUUAGAGGGGGCAGUAGGUAGUGGGAGGUGUAGAUUUUUGUACUAGAACUCAGUUUGUAUUUUAACCAAGAAAAAGAAGUUUGUUCAAUGUAAAUCUAUGUCAGAUUGGUUAAUUUAUAUAGGAUUGUUUCAGUAACGCA